AUGUCUCGAAUCCUCUGCAUUUCGUCGGUCUUGCUGGUUCUCAUCGGCGCUUCUGAAGCCGUCUUCACGCAGUCGGCUGGGGUCAAAGGAGUGUUGAUGUGCGGUGAUAAGCCACUUGCGAAUACCAAGGUCAAGCUCUACGAUGAUGAUACUGGACCGGAUCUUGACGAUCUUCUCGCUGAGGGAACCACCGACUCUCUAGGCCAAUUCCUCCUUACCGGACACACUUCUGAAGUGAUGACCAUCGACCCAAAGCUCAAUAUCUAUCAUGACUGCGACGAUGGAAUCAAACCUUGCCAACGAAGAGUGACUUUCAACAUUCCAAAGUCUUUUGUCUCUUCCGGAGAAAACCCAAAAACCUUCUUCAACAUUGGAACUAUCAACAUGCAAAUCGAGUUCGAGUCCGAGUCCCGUGACUGUCUGCACAGGAAAUGA
Caenorhabditis briggsae is the source of this 435-nucleotide messenger RNA. It is a transcript of the gene Cbr-ttr-33, whose product is annotated as Protein CBR-TTR-33. The record is from RefSeq and is a predicted model, not a curated record. The coding region runs from base 1 to 435 and encodes 144 amino acids. Gene Ontology annotation, cellular component: cell surface. NCBI's taxonomy places the organism in Eukaryota, Metazoa, Nematoda, Chromadorea, Rhabditida, Rhabditidae. The transcript is spliced from 2 exons.